Messenger RNA from Chrysochloris asiatica (Cape golden mole), 648 nucleotides. It is a transcript of the gene NEUROG3, whose product is annotated as neurogenin 3. The transcript has a single exon. The record is from RefSeq and is a predicted model, not a curated record. The coding region runs from base 1 to 648 and encodes 215 amino acids. Gene Ontology annotation, molecular function: protein dimerization activity. Lineage: Eukaryota; Metazoa; Chordata; Mammalia; Afrosoricida; Chrysochloridae.
AUGGCGCCUCAUCCCUCGGAUGCGCCUGCUAUCCAAACAUCCCGCCAGACUGAGCAGCCUUUCCCUAGCGUCUCAGACGACGAAGUGACCUGUGCCUCGUCCGCCCCACCCAGCCCCACUCGUGUGUCUCCAGAUUGUGCCGAGGCCCAAGGGGGCGGUUGUCGAGAGGGUGAGAGGAAGUUCAGGGCGCGGCAUGGGGGACGCAGCAGGCCCAAGAACGAGUUGGCGCUGAGCAGACAGAGACGGAGCCGGCGCAAGAAAGCCAACGACCGCGAGCGCAAUCGAAUGCACAACCUCAACUCCGCGCUGGAUGCUCUUCGAGGCGUCCUGCCCACCUUCCCGGACGACGCGAAACUCACCAAGAUUGAGACGCUGCGUUUCGCUCAUAACUAUAUCUGGGCGCUGACGCAGACGCUGCGCAUAGCGGACCACAGUCUCUACCGGCUGGAGCCGCCAACACCGCCCAGCGUAGAGUUGGCCAGCUCGGAAGGCGGCUUCCCCGGAGACUGGGGCUCCCUCUACUCCCCUAUCUCCCAGGCUAGCAGCCUGAGUCCCGCUGCCUCGCUGGAGGAGCUGCCCGGGUUGCAAGCACCCGCCACCCCAGUCUGCCUGCACCCGGGCGCCCUGUCUUUUUCAGACUUUCUGUGA